Molecule: messenger RNA, 732 nt
Organism: Heterobasidion irregulare TC 32-1
Lineage: Eukaryota; Fungi; Basidiomycota; Agaricomycetes; Russulales; Bondarzewiaceae
Exons: 2
Coding region: 282-446 (54 amino acids)
Source: RefSeq, a predicted model, not a curated record
CAGCUUGGCUGAGUCUUGAUACGCGGCUGACAUGACGAGCCUCACUGCAGCUAGACAGGCUCGUCAUGUCAGGCGCGUAUCAGGAUUCCGCUGUGCCAACAAGCACAAAACCUGCACAAACUCGACUCUGCAUGAAUGAGACAGCCUACGAGCAUUAACCUUACAGAUGCCUGCACUGUGAGUAUGUUUUUAUUAUAUCUUAUAUUGUACCCUUUAUUUCUCGCACUCGGCUUUGCAAACGGACAAUGGGCCUCUGCAUCGCCGAGGGCAUGUACUGAUACAUGAUGUUUCCUUCUCUUUUCCUCUACUUCUACUAUCUACAGAUCCUCGAGGGACUAACCUUUCCCUUCCCGACCCCGUCUCUGUCCUCGUCCACGCCUACGCUCCCGCUCACCGCCGCCUCUUUCCCCUGCGCCGCCACAAUGUCGGCUGCGGAGGCGGUUUAAACCUGAGACAGCGGGGAUCGCGGUGGGGGCUUUGCCUGGCUUCUUCGCGACGAUGGUGCGAUCGCGCAGCUCGACCUCGCCCUGCCGGAUCUUCUUGACAAUCUCGAGGCCGUGCGCGUCCGCGACGUAGCGCUGCUUCGCGGGCGAGGUGGUUAGGUUAUAAGAGGUGGUAGGCGGAUUCUAACCUAGUAGUAUUACCGACACUUUUGAGUCCACCGAUAUCCGAAACUACUGUGUUGCCAAUUAAAUGCAACCAUAAAUACAAAAAAAUAAUUUCUGUGCUCUU